Messenger RNA from Trichomonas vaginalis G3, 276 nucleotides. RefSeq names its product integrase core domain-containing protein. Lineage: Eukaryota; Parabasalia; Trichomonadida; Trichomonadidae. The record is from RefSeq and is a predicted model, not a curated record. Gene Ontology annotation, molecular function: nucleic acid binding. The transcript has a single exon. Bases 1 to 276 code for a protein of 91 amino acids.
AUGCCUCGGCAGAACGGUAAGAUCGAAAGGCUUUGGCCUUCUUUAGAGAGAAACUUACGAGGUAGAGAAGAUGUCGAAGAAAUUCAACCAAAAUUAAACAAAUUCCGCGAAAACUACAACACAGUGCCUCACAAAACAUUACCCCGCAAGGGAUUUCGACCAAUGACGCCGAGAGAGUGCUUCAACGAAAUUCCACAUUGGAAAGAAGGAGACAAUCCAAUGUGGAAGGUUCAGCUUGAUGGCAAGGUACAGACCAAAGAGAUUCCAAACCAUUAA